AUGAUCCAGUUAUCCAGCGUAUCGAAGGUGAAACCUAACAUAUUGCCACAGGUAGCCCUUACGUCUCUCGUUUCCCCCUCAGUGAUCUUGGAUCCUGACAUCAACAUGGAAAAUGCCUCUACGGCACCUGAAGCAAUCCUUGGACCGUUUACUUCACCUGCUUUAAAUACCCAAAACGACCCAUCUUCUGUUUAUGACAACAUCACCCAGUCUUACAACUCACCGGAAAAGUAUCUAGCGGCUCUGGCCAUGCCUCUAUCAGGCGGAUCAAGUACAGUCUUAGCCAAUAAGGCUAGAAAGUACAAGGUAAUCAAUAACUGGAAUAAAUGCGUUAAGAGCUCAUACUUGGUUAAACCCAGGCACUGGGAAAUAGGACCAAACCCUGGUACUGGGUCACAAAUGGUCAUUAGAGACGAUGACAGGAAUUUGUUGAAAUCGUCGGAUCAGAGAUUACUUCCUCUGCCGGACUCAUCAACUCAAGGCUCCGACGAACAUGCGUCCGCAUCACCAAAAAGUCUGCUGGAAAUUGUCCCGCCUCGAAAAUCCACUAGUAAAUCACCUUACAUCCAAGCACAGGAAGGUAACAAGCAGCAACCCACACCUCAUUCAUUCCCUGACCGAAGAGCAGAAAGGAGAGCAGAACCAGCGGCGGCAACCGUAUCCCGCUCCGCUGACUUCGUUGAUGAGACUCCCCGUUUCGAAAGCCAAGAAGCCACCCGCGAACCACGAAAAAGACCUCCGUCAUGA
Messenger RNA from Pochonia chlamydosporia 170, 747 nucleotides. RefSeq lists its product as hypothetical. NCBI's taxonomy places the organism in Eukaryota, Fungi, Ascomycota, Sordariomycetes, Hypocreales, Clavicipitaceae. The transcript has a single exon. The record is from RefSeq and is a predicted model, not a curated record. The coding region runs from base 1 to 747 and encodes 248 amino acids.